This is a messenger RNA of Strongylocentrotus purpuratus (purple sea urchin), 2420 nucleotides long. RefSeq lists its product as uncharacterized. Bases 117 to 2375 code for a protein of 752 amino acids. The transcript has 5 exons. The record is from RefSeq and is a predicted model, not a curated record. NCBI's taxonomy places the organism in Eukaryota, Metazoa, Echinodermata, Echinoidea, Camarodonta, Strongylocentrotidae.
UGUACCGUACUGCCACGCCACCUCGCUUCCGAGUUCGAUUCAAUACUGUCGUCCAUGUGAUAUCACCAUUUUCCAGAGGACUAAAUCUCUGUCGAGUGAGAAGGAUAUCUUACACCAUGGAUGGAUUCUGCCUUCUCUAUCUGCUUCUGAUCCUCUUGAUGAGAUCUGGUGACAUUGAAACCAAUCCAGGUCCUAACACUGCAGCAAGUAAUGUCAGUGACAUGGAGUUCCUGCAGCUGGCCCAUGAUAUCCAACCAUCUUACUACGAGGCUGUAGGGAUAUCCCUAGGGUUCUCUUAUGCUCAGCUAGAGAAUAUCCUGAUUCAGAAGUGGAAUAACUAUACCAAUGCAUUUUUGCGGGUAUUCAUGAAAUGGAAUGUCAUGCAGCAACCUCCACACUCAAAUAAACGGCAGCUUUUGGCAGACAAACUACGAGAGAUUGACUUGGGUGGCUUAUCAGACAGAUUACUCAAUGAACCAAACAGCACAGGAGGGCCAUCAAGACUGCUCGAAUCACAGACCAAACCUCCUUCAGCUGAAUCUCAGACCAAACCACUUUCUCCUGAACUGGUUGAGCAGUGUGCAAAUGAUUUCAAGUUCAAGUACAGGUCAACUCUAUGUAAGAUUAGAGCUGAUCCUCUCGAUCCUGCUUCCAUUGUGCCGUUUAAAGACAUGUAUACUAAUCUCUUCUUACUAGAAGAACAUGGAAAACAGAAGCGAAAGCUAGAUUACAAUGAUAUCCUCGAUCUCAAAGUUAAUGGAGAGUUCCCCAAGCGGAUCAUGGUUCAGGGAGAGGCAGGGGCUGGAAAAACUACAUUUUGUGCUAAGAUUGCCUGGGACUGGAUUGAAGGGAGGCAUUUCAGUCACUUUGUGUGGGUCUUGAUUGUUCCUCUACGUGAAUUUAAGCAACACACUAUUGGCGAGAUUGCAAAGUCUUAUCUGGACAAAAACAAUCCAGCAACGGUUUCUCAGAUUACUGAGUAUAUCCAGUCAAAUCCUGGCAAGGUAUUCAUCACAUUCGAUGGGCUAGACGAAGUCAGUGGUGAAAUCGUGAAGACAAAAUCCUGUAAUUCAAAUUCUACUGAUCAAAUGCAACUUCAGCCAUCACAGCCAAGUGUCAGCUCAUCUGGUAAUAUAGGACUUGUAGAUAUUCUUUGUUCAGAUCAACUUGCCUCUUGCCCAGUCUUGGUUACCACUCGCCCUUGGAGAGCAGUAGAGAUCAGAUCCGAUGGUGAUCUAAUGAAGCUCUACACAUUCAUUCAUGUGGAGGGUUUCAACAGAGAGAAUUUGUCAGUUUACAUUCACAAAUACUUUCCAAAUAAUGAGGAUAAAGCAAAUCAGCUUAUCCAGUUCACCAGUGAGAAUGAUGUCAUAUCUGAAAACAUGGCCCACUAUCCUAUAUAUGUAGCCAUGUUGUGUCUUAUGUGGAAAGAAGUUGGUGAGCAAAAACUAAAGGAAAUGAAAUCACUGAAAACUUUUUCUCAAAUAUUCAAAACAAUGAUUGCCUUUCUAAAAGAACAUUAUGCUCAAAAAGAGGUGAAGAAAGUAGGCAGCCCCUCACUUCAUGCCUAUUUGAAAACAAUUGAUGAGCUCCUUGGACCAAUUGCCAAGCAGGCCCUCCAUGGUCUGCUAGAAAAUACCUUGGUUUUCGGUGAAGAUGAUUUCAAAAUGUGCCCAGAAUCCAAGGACACUGCCUGUAGGGUCGGGAUUUUGUCUCAGGAGGACAGAAUUACCACUAGUAUGGACAUGCAUAAGGGGAAUUCUUAUGUGCAAUUGCCAGUCUUCUUCCCUCACAAACUGUUUCAGGAGUACAUGGCUGGAGUCCAUCUUGCUUCCCUGUAUGAAUCAGAUCGUAAUGAAUUCAACAGGCUGAUUGAGCAAGUAGUGCUGCCAAGGAAUUGGGAGUUCAGGUAUCUCCUGUACUUCACUGUGUCACAGCACAAAAGUAUUGCAACCCAUAUAAUGAACUCUAUGCCUCAGGGACUACCGAUAAGCAGCUUGAAUUUCUUUAACUGGCAAGAAAAGUUAGAUUUCAAUGUUGAUGUAGCCUUUGAGAGUGAGGACCCAGAUGUAGCAGCCUUGGUGAGGGACAAGCUUUCAUCAGAGGAGAUUGUGCUGACCAUAGGCACAUACACGACAGCACACACUGUAGCUGGUUAUGCAUUCAUUGGACCACAUGUGGUUAAGCUCAAUAUUUGGAGAGAUUGUGGACCUACUAUGUCACUUGAUGUGGCAGAGAUGAUGUGCUCCGUGCCAUCCUUGAAGGAAGUUUUUCUUCAUGAUGCCGCAUUCCAUCAUUGUUUUUUUGAAACACUUGCAAGGAAAGGAAAAGAAUCAAAGGUGAGCAGUUCAUCCACAAUUAUGAGAUAUGUUUGAGUUUUAAUUUAAGUUCAUUCCAUUACCAUCUAUUCCUUUUUCUAA